AUGAAUGAGGCUCCAGCGGUUCGCUCUCCUCUCGGCUCCACAGGACCCGCUCUGGCAAAGCGCACUGAGCUGCACCAGAGGCGUCCACAUCCGCGUGCCUUCACCUGGGCACCUCGGAUCCCAGGCUUCCCUAUGGAAAUUCCAGCUAAGGUUCAGGCUGGGUUCUCGCCCCUAGGAUCUGCCCCGACUGACAUCUGCCCUGUGCCCUGUGCCCCUCGCAGGCCGGUCCCGCAGGCCGGGCGUGUGGCGGCGGCGCCAUGGCGGCGCCCGCGGCCCAGGGCGGGCCCUGCGGCGCGCGCCGCCUCCGUCAGGUGGCGCCAUUGCCGCGGGCCCGGCCCGGCCCGGGCGGCCCCGGCUGAGGGCGGGGGGCCGCCGUCAGUCCGCCUUGUCCUGUUGUGGCCCGGUGAGUCUGAGGACGUGAGCGGUGAAGCAGGAGCCAAGAAAUGGAAACAGGUACCCAAGGAUGUGGCCAACAUUUUUAAUACCCCCAGUGACAGUGAAGAUUUUCCAGGAUUCCAAGAUGAUGCUUCCAAACAGAGCUUCUUGUCAGAGGACAAGUGUGCCAGUUUGGAUUCUGUGGAGACUGGAAAAGAGGGGCUCCGGUUUCAGUCCAGAUACCUCACCAAAGAGCUGCUGGGGAUUUUCACUGAGGACACUGACUCUGAAACUGAAGUGUUUGAGGGCUUCGCUUCAAACGAGGUGCAUGUGAACAAGAAAGAAGUUCUGGUGGUGGAGUCAGACUUGAGUGACGAAGAACAUGAUAAUUUGUUGGGUAAUGAGAAAGAAGAGGAGGAAGAGAUGAAGAAGGUUUCCCCCAAGAGAAGAAGCUUUGGCCUUCGUGUUGCUUUACAGUUUCCCACCAGGAAGUCAUCUGAGAAAAAAGAACAGGCUUUGUCUGAUUUACCUGUAAAGGACUGUGAAUCCCUCACACCUCUCAAGCAGUCGGACAAAGUAGAGGGCUCUGCUUCAGAGUCUGAAGAAGACAUUAAAGAAAUAGAGGAGGAAAGUUCCAAUGCAUUGCUUAAGAGAGCCAUAAAUAUUAAAGAAAAUAAAGCCAUGCUUGCCCAGCUGCUGGCAGAACUGAAUUCCGUACCGGACCUGUUCCCAGUGAAAAUGCCAUCCUCAACUCCUUCAAGGCAGAAGAAAACCCCAAGGAGGACAUUCUCUGAAGGCCAGAUAACACGCCGAAUGAACCCAACCAGAACUGCUCGUCCACCAGCAAAUUUUGCCUUGGAAAAAUUUACUGUGUCAGCUGUCAAACUUGCAGAACACAUCUGUAGCUACAGACAACAAAACCUCCUGAAGAGACUCAGUGUGAGGGAUUGUGGAGCACGCAAAAGAAGGAGAUCAUUGAAGUACUCGUCUCAUCGCCCGGUAGAAGACAUAACUGAGGAGGACUUGAACAACAUUGCAAUCACUGUUAGAGACAAAAUCUAUGACAAAGUUCUUGGUAGUACUUGCCACCAAUGUCGACAGAAGACAACUGAUACAAAGACAAUCUGUCGCAAGCAGGGCUGUGGAGGAGUCAGGGGGCAGUUCUGUGGCCCCUGUCUUCGAAAUCGAUACGGUGAAGAUGUGAAGUCAGCUCUGCUUGAUCCAGCCUGGAUCUGUCCUCCGUGUCGCGGGGUGUGCAACUGCAGCUACUGCCGCCGGCGGGACGGGCGCUGUGCCACCGGCAUGCUCAUCCACCUGGCCAAGUUCUACGGCUACAGCAACGCCAAGGAGUACCUGGAAAGUUUACAAAAACAACUGCCGGAUGACAAUUGAGAGCACUGGACUCAAGCCAUGCCUGAAACUGGUUAAUAUGUUAACAGUUUGACUUCAGAAGUUUAUUACUAUGUUUUACAUAAAAUAGAAUUGUAGUAUAUAGCGUAUUCAUUUCUGUAUUGGAAACCUUCUGAUUGAUAUGGUCUUAUGCAAAAGAUCUCUCAGGAAGAUGUUUUGGUAGAGAAAUCUACAUGCACAGACCUAUAUGUUAAGUGAAAUGGCACUCUUGAACCUUGAGUGGUUAAUUUUUAAUAGAGCUACACAACCACAUGAUGGACAGCUUGAUCAAAAUGAGCAAUAUUUUUAUUUAUAUAAUUGUGCAAGUUUUCAGAAAGGGUGUUUAACAGCUACCUUCAAAGCAGCCCAUCUUCAAAGAAACAAAACACCCUUGUCUACCAGCUUGACCAUAAAGAUCCAUUUUUCCAGCUCUGCCUUCUGAACCUGUUUCACCACCUGUAGUUUAUAGAACUUGUCCUUGCAAAGAAGGAAAAGGUACUUUCAUCUGAAUGCCAUUAUAUUCCAGCCAAAGGUGAUGCAAUCGACCAGUGCAAGGAUGGGUUUUGAAAAUUUUAUUCCAAAGUGCAAUUAUUCACCAAAACAUGAAAGUAGAAGAGUGUUUAAAAAGAAUUUAAAAAUAUCCCAGUAAAAAAAUCCAACAAAACUUCUCACCAGCAGUUUUUGUGUAAUGCACCUGCUGUCUGAAGCAUCUACCCACCUGUCAUAACUGUUCUAUAUCAGAGUUCAGGAUUAAGUUUUUUUACAGUUCAUACUUAGAUAUUUUUGCAUUUGUACAACCAGGCUUUCAAACAACUGUGUUUAAAUGCAAGAUAUUUGUAUUGCAUGUUAAAGUAUGUUAAAAUCCUGUAAUAUACACAUUUCUUUUUAUGUAGAGAGAAUAAAGACUGUUCUAAAGAAGA
Passer montanus (Eurasian tree sparrow) is the source of this 2684-nucleotide messenger RNA. It is a transcript of the gene CDCA7L, whose product is annotated as cell division cycle associated 7 like. The record is from RefSeq and is a predicted model, not a curated record. Gene Ontology annotation, biological process: regulation of DNA-templated transcription. Gene Ontology annotation, cellular component: nucleus. The transcript has 10 exons. Lineage: Eukaryota; Metazoa; Chordata; Aves; Passeriformes; Passeridae. Bases 1 to 1767 code for a protein of 588 amino acids.